CUUUUGGUGAUGUAAAAUCCAUGUCGAUGGAGUAGAGGAGAGAGCGAAGAAGGAAGAGUGUGAAUUGGUAUCAGUCGGAGCUGCGGUGUGGGGAUGGGGCUCCUGAGCAACCGAGUGGAUCGGAGCGAGAUACAGCCCGGCGAUCACAUCUACACUUACCGUGCCGUCUUCACCUACUCUCACCACGGGAUCUAUGUCGGGGGAAGCAAGGUAGUUCACUUUACACCUGAGCGUAAUGCCGAUUCAAUCGUUGAAGAAUCCGACUCCUAUGAGUCAAUGUCUUCGUCCUGUCCAACCUUCCCUGAUUGCGGAUUCAAGCUACCCAACAGUGGUGUGACACUCACAUGCCUGGAUUGCUUCCUCGGGAAGGGAUCUCUGUACUGCUUUGAGUAUGGGGUUGCCCCCUCAGUGUUCCUGGUCAAAGUCCGCGGAGGCACUUGCACCACUGCCCACUCUGACCCGCCAGAAUCUGUCAUUCACAGGGCAAUGUAUCUUCUUCAAAAUGGAUUUGGCAAUUAUGAUGUCUUUCAGAACAACUGUGAGGACUUUGCGCUGUACUGCAAAACGGGUCUUUUGAUAAUGGACAAACUUGGGGUCGGAAGAAGUGGUCAAGCUUCUUCUGCCGUUGGUGCUCCCCUGGCUGCCAUUCUCUCAUCUCCUCUGAAGUUGCUAAUGCCAAGUCCUGUUGGGGUGGCUACAGUAACAGCUGGAGUGUAUUGUAUGAGCCGGUAUGCUACCGACAUAGGGGUGCGAUCAGAUGUGAUCAAAGUGGCUGUGGAGGACUUGGAUGCGAGCCUAGGCUGGGCAGAAGAGCAUCAUGAGGAAGCAGUGGAGAGGGCACCUUCUGACAGAUUGAUUACAGGGUGAUGUAAAUGGAUGUCUUUCAUGUGAAUAUACAACGGCAUAUACCCGUCCAUGGAGACUUGUCCUGGCCAUGCAUUCAUACCCAUUACCAAAACUACUUUCGGUUCUUUUCCAUCCUCCACCCCUCUGGCUUUCGAACUUUGUCACUAAAUAAUCAGUAACAAUUAACUGUAGUUUGGAUGUAAUUCUUCUUCCUUCUUCUUCUCCUUUUUUUUUUCGGCAGUUGGUCGUAUUUAGUCUAUUGCACAUCGUCAUAUAUUGGAGCUUCUCUCGUUUCUUUUCCGGUUAGUCUGAUUAAGAGCAAGGCUUACAUGAACUAUGACCUUAUUAUCUUUCCCUUUACUGUCUAUUUUGACGUUCAGGUUACUCCAAUUAUGCCUAAUGAGAAAGUUCAUGUAAGACCGCUAGUAAGCUAUUCUUACAACAUUAAGUCUAGUUCC
Messenger RNA from Rhodamnia argentea, 1304 nucleotides. Its product is annotated as protein LEAD-SENSITIVE 1-like. NCBI's taxonomy places the organism in Eukaryota, Viridiplantae, Streptophyta, Magnoliopsida, Myrtales, Myrtaceae. The record is from RefSeq and is a predicted model, not a curated record. The transcript is spliced from 2 exons. Bases 94 to 867 code for a protein of 257 amino acids.